CAGUGUGUACUGUCAAAAUCUUUGAGGUUAAAACUAUUUUGUCUGUAAAUAAUAAGUUGAUAGUAAAUAAGGACUCUUUAUUGAUUUUGAUCAUCUACCUAUAGACUAAUAUUAUACAUCACAGAUUUUGCUUUUGGCUAAUGUAAAUUAUUAAUCCAUUCAGAUAAGUAUUAUUCAUAAUUUGAAUAUCAAUUUUUAAGUAAAAAUACUUAUUAGAACAGUAACUGCUGCUUGUUAUUGUAAAUAAAUAUUGAUUUUGCAGAAAAGAUAAGCUGGGUACCCAAAAUAAGAAAGGAUGACAGUUCAACAGUAUUGUUUAAGAUGGAACAAUCAUCAACCAAACUUCAUAUCUGUAUUCUCUAGUCUUUUAAACAGUCAGUCCCUUGUAGAUGUUACUUUAGCAGCAGAAGGUAAACAACUACAAGCACAUAAAGUCGUUUUAUCUGCAUGUAGCUCUUAUUUUCAAUCAUUAUUUGCUACAAACCCAUGUAAACAUCCAAUUGUGAUUCUAAAAGAUGUCAAGUUUACUGAUUUAAAAGUAAUGGUGGAUUUUAUGUACCAUGGAGAAGUAAGUGUAUCACAGGAACAAUUACCAUGUAUAUUGAAGACGGCAGAAAUGUUGAAAAUUAAAGGAUUAACAGAAAUACCUAUGGAGAAUCCAGCAGUUAAGUGUCAUAGUCAGCCAGAAAAAACAGAAAUUGGUGCACAAAGUACAGAUAAUUGGAGUUUUGAUGAAAAUAGACCUGUAAGCCCAUCUUCACCUUCAAGUAAAAGGAGAAGAUUAAAAAAGAAUGUUAUAUGUAGUUCAACAAUAACAACAGAAAAUGCAGAAGGUACCCAGAAUGAAAUUUUAUUAAGUACAGCAAAUAAUGUUUUCGAAAGUGUUUUAAAAUCCGAUAACCCUACAAAUUUAGAAGACAAUUCACAAAAAUAUAAUGGUAUUCCUAUUCCAAGUAUGCAACCAUCAACAUCCCAUCAAAGGGACACUGAACAAACAACUCAUCAAAUUAUUACACACAUAACUCCACCUCAAGAUGUAAAUGUGAAUACUUCACAAGUAGAAUGUUCCCCGGUAGAAAUACCCCGUACUUGUACAACUAGUCAAUCAACUACUGGCAUUCAGUGGAAUGUUUUGGAUCAAACUGGCUUCACGCAUUUUUCAUCAAACUCUGCAGCAUUAUCGAAUAAUGUUGGUACACAAUUCACUCCUACCUCCCAUCCAAAUAACAAUAUCUUAAACCGUCCUAAUACCGAUGUGACUGUACAGUAUCAAAAUCUUAAAAGAAAAAGAAGUUUCAAUCCCCAAGGAGAUGAGAACUUUCUCAGGGCAUUAGAAGCUGUCAGAUUUGGCGGGAUAGGAUUUUGCAAAGCGGCUAGGAUGUAUGAAGUGAAUAAUAGAACUUUGUGGUUGGAGUACAAAAAACGGGGAUACCCAAAUUUUAGACUUAGUAUUAAGCAUCGUAAUCAAGUAACAGAUAGUUGUAAGGAGGAAACGGUAGUUCAUAGUGAUAGAGACACAUGUACAGUUAAUCAUCCUAUAGCUAUUAUAAGUGGUGCUGUUUUUGACAAUAAAGAUGUUCCGAACCGUUCCAAAUACUUUGAUGGCAGUGAAAAUGCCGCAGAGACUAUUAAUUUUCAAAAUAUCAAUCUUGAGCAUAUGUAGAGUUUAUAACGUGUAUUUUAUAGAAUCUGUAUAUAUUUUCAACCUUGUGAAGUCCAGCAGCAGUCCACAUCCCAAAAUAUUUUUAGAUAACAAAAUCAGGUUUUUACAGGUGUCAUGUAGGAAGUAAUAAAUUCAUUUAAAGUCAAA
This is a messenger RNA of Diorhabda carinulata, 1810 nucleotides long. RefSeq names its product protein tramtrack, alpha isoform-like. The coding region runs from base 296 to 1663 and encodes 455 amino acids. Gene Ontology annotation, molecular function: protein binding; DNA binding. The record is from RefSeq and is a predicted model, not a curated record. The transcript is spliced from 8 exons. NCBI's taxonomy places the organism in Eukaryota, Metazoa, Arthropoda, Insecta, Coleoptera, Chrysomelidae. Gene Ontology annotation, biological process: regulation of transcription by RNA polymerase II. Gene Ontology annotation, cellular component: nucleus.